Molecule: messenger RNA, 3690 nt
Organism: Syngnathus typhle (broad-nosed pipefish)
Lineage: Eukaryota; Metazoa; Chordata; Actinopteri; Syngnathiformes; Syngnathidae
Gene: nanos1
Product: nanos homolog 1
Exons: 1
Coding region: 57-731 (224 amino acids)
Biological process (GO): negative regulation of translation; oogenesis
Cellular component (GO): perinuclear region of cytoplasm
Molecular function (GO): mRNA binding; zinc ion binding
Source: RefSeq, a predicted model, not a curated record
CACUGGAGAUACCAUACCAUCCGGGAGGAUUUUAUUCUUCUCGUUUCCCGGCCAGCAUGGAUUUUCUCAAUCACAACUACUUGAGCGCCAGAGGGCCCUACGACUACACGUUUAAUUUCUGGAACGACUACUUGGGCCUGACCACGCUGGUCACCAAGAACCCCAAGCUGAGCAUGCCCCACAUGAGCCCCAACUCCAUCACCGAGUCUCUGAAGGCCACGCUGGGGCUGGACGACGCACCCGAGUGCGCCUGCGCCUGCGAAGGCGGCGCGCUGGAGGGCGGCGGCGGCGGCUGCUGCUACUGCUUCGGAUGCGCGCCCGCCACGCCCCCAUCGCCGGGCUGCGUCGCGGAGCUCAAGGAGCGUUUCUCCAUCCUCAGCCCCUUCCAGAGCCAGCUGCCGGAGCGGGAGGCGCACGGCUGCUUCUCCGGCUUUGAGCGCAUGAGGACCCGCGGCAAGCCUGCGUCCGUGCGCGCUAAACUGGAGCCCAAAAUCUGCGUCUUCUGCCGGAACAACGGCGCCCCCGAGGAGGUGUAUGGGUCGCACGUCCUCAAGACGCCCGAUGGCCGGGUGGUGUGCCCCAUCUUGCGGGCGUAUACCUGCCCGCUCUGCAGCGCCAACGGGGACAACGCGCACACCAUCAAGUACUGCCCUCUGUCUAAGGAGCAGCCCCCGCAGAGGCCACUCAAGGGCGGCCGGGCUGUGGGGGGUAAGCGGAUGAGAAUAUUCUAAAAAAAUAAAUAAAAAAGGGAGGAAGAGCAGAGAGGGUGAAAGAGUGAGUGAGCGAGAGCGAGAGAGAAAUAUUAGAGAAAAUACGACUAUGUAUGACAAAGAGUAUGAUGAAGAAUUGCACUGAACAAUUUGCAGAUCACUGUUUCUAUUAUUUAGACUUGUAUCACAUACAUUCAUGCAGGGGUGUCCAGCAAAAUAUAUAUAUACAACAUUAUCAUAUUUAGACCAAUCCAAUGCAAGUUGGAAUAUUUUAAUCAGUUAAAUAUAUAUAUUUUUAAAUACUGUAUGUUUUGUCUUUUAGGCAACAAAGCAAACUUUUUGGGUCAUUUUUCAUGCAUAUUAAUUUUUCUUCUUUUUUUCUUGUCUUCUUUAAAAAAACAUUUCAGUGUGGUCCUAAACUUCAUUUGUCAUGUUAAUUUUUAUUCUUAGACAAUUUAAUACUGUUUUGGUUAUUGUUAUUAUUAUUUUGAACUAUUUACGGUCACCCUGUAAAUUUUAAUUCUUUAUUUCUCUUUUGUCUAUUUUGGUAUUUCUUUUCUUUGCUUUUGGGUUUGGCCAUAAACUUCCUUUGUAAUGUUAGUUUUUAUCAUCAAAUAUUUUUUCACUUUUCUAUCCUUUUAUUCUUCUGCAACAGGACCAUAAAAAUGUGGUUACACUAUAGCUCACGAGCAGCACUUUGGACACCACCUGAUGUAUCCAGAUCUAUUUUUAUAGUUCCUUUAUUCACUCAUAGACGCCUUUGUACAUUGUAUUUUUUUUUUCUUUUCUAGUGGGUAGCCAUUGGCAAGCUAAUGAGUCUGUAUAGAAACACCAAUGUACAGUAAAAAAAAAUUAGUCUUUUGGGCAGGUGGAAUUUGAAUGUCAUGUUUCUAUAAUGACUAUUUUUGUAUAUCUGGCAGCAAAGCUGACCUCUUUUGUUGUCAUCGUUUAGAAAACCAAAGUUUUGUUGGCCAUUAAAAACCCUCCUGUUGUGUUGCAGGUCAACUGGACCCAUAUAAAACUUGAGAAAAGUUUGAAUAUUUGCAAGGAAACAGUUAGUAGAUUACUUACACAUAAACAACGCUUAUUGUUAUUGUUUUUUUUCUUCUUCUUUUGGGGUUGGGGGACUUUGGGAUUGUCAAACAUAGCUCAGGUCAAAUUGAACCAAAUGGAACUUCUUCUGCAAAGUAACGUGAAUCAUAACAACGAAACAAUGAUUGCUUGCAUUUCCCUUCCCAUUUGGAGACUUUUAGAUCAUCACACAAGCCCUGGGUCAAACUGACCCGUGAAAUGGUUAAUCACUGAGUUAAUAAUGACAUAUGAACAAUCCAUUUUGCGACCACGCCCUGUUCUAGACAGUGGAUCAAGGCACACUUCCCUGGUCAAAAUGACCCAUAUGAUAUUCCUUUCACUUGGCAUCCAAAAUGUAUAAUUUGAGUAAAUCAAUAUUUAUUAGAAUUUCUCCAUUCAGUUUUGGACGAUUCAACAGGAUUUGGGUAAUUUAACAUACCCUGGGUCAAACUGACCCAUUUGGAACCAUUUCACAAACUGAGUUAAUUUCAAAUAUUAUUUUAUUAAAUUAAAUCAGUAAAACAUCUUUAUUGGGAUUUCCUUCUGUUUCUGACACUGAUGAUUCAUGAACCAUGCCAUGGGUCAAAAUUACUCUUGUGAAACUUCUCAACAAAAACAUUAUUUUACAAUGAAAUUAUUAGUUAUCGAGUUAUUAAAUACAAAUUUUCUUAUUUUUGAAUUCCAUUUCAAACAAGUCUGUAUGCGAAACGUCUUGUCUGAAAGCAGUUAGUUUCAUAUAUUUGCAAUGAAAGUGAUAUUGAUCUAUUGAUGACAUAUAAAAGUUGUUUAUUUUGUUUUUUAUGUGACACUUCUGGAUCAUUCGACACACCACGGGAAGAAUGACCCGAUAAAACUUCUUGAUAAAAGCAGAUCAUCAGAAAACUGAAUUGGAAUGAUUGAUUUAAUACAGCAAUGACAUGUAAAAUUGCUUUUUGGUAUGUUUGUUACUAUUUGCUUUUCAUUUCUGAGACUUCUGUCUCAUUCUAAAAAAACACCUGGGUCAACUUGACCCUCGGACAUUGUUGCUGUUCCUAAGAAAACACAAGGAACAGGAGGGUUUAACAAAAGAAUGUGUCUGGUCAGGAGUUGUUUGAUCCCACAAAAGUUGACAGUGAGUCUGCAGAGGUGGGCCUGGGUGGGACACAAUGUGUCCUCUGUUUUAGGGAGCUGCUGUUCUUUUACUCCUAGGAAUGGUCCGUCCCCCCCCCCCCCCCCCCUCCAAACUUUUCCAAGCCAAACGCCUUCUUUUUUGUUUACAUUGCCAAAUAAGGGCACCGACACACUGGAUUUUGCGCUUCUUCUUCCCACUUGGAGACAAGCAAAUGAAUGUCAACCAUACGCCCGAUUUACUGAGGAGUUCCCAAAUAAUCAACAAUUAUCAUUCAAGACUGUUGCGAAUGUAUGCAGGACUGCGCUUGUCUUGACAGUUUACCAAAGGAAUCAACGGUGAAGGCUGGCACGGGCGCGUGCCUGUGCGUACGUGCGCGCGCGUGAUGUCAGUGUCUGAACAAAGAGUGACCACAAGAGGGUGCUACCUCAACCUGAUUUUUGUACUUUAAAGAAAAAAACAACAAGUCUAAGGCAGUUUAUUGAUAGAAUGCCAUUUAUAAUAAGGGUUUUUGAUAGUAUUUUGGAUCUUUGUAUAACAUUAAUUGUAUUUCUGUUGCAUUUAACACAAUGAAAGAGAGCGUUACCAAGAGCGUUGUGUAAAUACUAAUGAACAUGCCCGUACUUUUUAGAAAAAUAUACUUUGUUGUUGUUAUUGUUGAUGUUUGGAUUAAAUGAAGAAGAUGAUAAUGAAAACACUGUUGUUAUUUAUAUUUGACCACAUUUCUUUGGGCUGUAUACUGCUGUGCAGAAUAACAAACAUAUGAACUCACUAGAGAAAUAAUAAAUAUUUGUCCUUUUU